Macadamia integrifolia is the source of this 2546-nucleotide messenger RNA. Its product is annotated as BTB/POZ domain-containing protein At5g66560. The coding region runs from base 428 to 2428 and encodes 666 amino acids. The record is from RefSeq and is a predicted model, not a curated record. Gene Ontology annotation, molecular function: protein binding. The transcript has 5 exons. NCBI's taxonomy places the organism in Eukaryota, Viridiplantae, Streptophyta, Magnoliopsida, Proteales, Proteaceae.
ACAGUGUGAGAGAAAGAGAGAGAGAGAGAUUCUCCCUUUUCUUUUCUGCUUUUCGAUUUCCUUUUUUAUUUUUUGUUAUCUGGGUAAUGGAGAAAGGGUUCAAAAAGACAUCCUUUCUGAAGUCUUCCUCCUCCACCUUCUCUUUGACAUUUUUUCGAUCUUUGUCUCUCUGAGAUGUGGAACAACCUUGGGUAGUUUUUAUUUUAUUUCUGUUUUGUUUAGUAAUUAAAGGAAAGGAGGAAAAUCUCGUCGCCUUUCUCAUUCCCCACCAGUUGUGUUUGUUUGUUAAAGCUCUAUUUGUCGGAUCUGGCUUUUGGAAUCCCCUGAAAGUGAGAUUUCUCUCUUUCCUUCUCGUGUCCUGUUCUUCAACUUCUUACCCUCGUAAUGAAGAUCGAAACUCUUAAGGAAACUAGGGUUUCGUAAGAAAAUGGCGCUUGACAUUGAGAAGCCGAGCUCCAAAGGACAGGCAUGGUUUUGUACUACGGGGUUGCCUAGCGACAUUGUUAUUGAAGUCGAAGACAUGACUUUCCAUCUCCAUAAGUUUCCUCUAAUAUCGAAAAGUAGAAAGCUUCAUGAGUUGAUUACUGAGCAAGAAAACAAUCCUAGUAGAAGACAACGAAGUUCUGCUGCAGAAGCACAGGUCCAAGUAGAAGGUGAAGGAGAGGAGGAUGGAGACGGAGAUGAAAUUGAAGAGGAGCCCUGUGAGAUAUCCUUCCCGGAAUUUCCAGGUGGUACUGAGGCAUUCGAGACCGCGGCGAAGUUCUGCUAUGGAGUGAAGAUCGACCUCACAGCUUCCAAUGUAGCUCCUCUUUGUUGUGCCGGAGAGUAUCUCGAGAUGACGGAAGAGUACUCUGAAGAUAACCUUAUCUCCAAAACCGAAAGGUUCUUGACCCAAUCGGUUCUCAGAAACAUCAAAGAAUCCAUCAAGACCCUGAAAUCCUGUGAAGCACUCAUGCCUCUCGCAGAAAACCUCAACAUUCCGCAGAGGUGCAUCGACUCAAUCGCGUCGAGAGCUUCCUCUACGGAUCCUUCAUUGUUUGGUUGGCCGAUGAACGAUGGAGCGGUUACAGCAAGGGCUUCCAAUCAGAUUCUUUGGAAUGGGAUUGAUACUGGAAAACGCGGGAAGAACCAAACCAAAAACACCAGCGCCGACCCCUGGUUCGAAGAUCUAGGUGUUCUUAGCUUACCGAUCUACAAGCGACUAAUUUCUGCCAUGAAAGAUCAAGAUCUAAGCCUGGCAAUCAUCGAGAACUCUCUGAUAUCUUACGCCAAGAAAUCCAUUCCAGGCCUUACGCGUUCCAACAGGAAAUCAUCCACCACAUCUAUAGCUUCAGAGGCGGAACAGAGAGAGCUGCUGGAGACCAUAGUUGCAAAUCUGCCACUGGAGAAAAGCUCAAGCUUUAGUUCAGGUUCUUCUUCAACGACAAGGUUUCUAUUUGGAUUGUUGAGGACGGCGAACAUACUGAACGCGUCGGAAGCCUGUAGAGCUACGUUGGAGAGGAAGAUAGCAUCGGAACUGGAAAAGGCAGCACUGGACGAUCUUUUGAUCCCGAGUUACUCGUAUCUGAUGGAAACUCUGUACGAUGUGGACUGCGUGGAGAGGAUAUUGGGGUAUUUCUUGGAGAGUUUGGAAGAGAGGUCGGCGAUUGGGAUGGACGGUGAUGAGGACGGAGAAGUGGGUGGAACAACGCCGGGGAUAAAUCCGGUGAUGUUGGUGGGGAAAUUGAUCGAUGGAUACCUCUCUGAGAUCGCAUCCGACGCGAAUUUGAAGCCGGAUAAGUUUUGUCAACUCGCCGUUGCUCUUCCUGAACUGGCCAGACUCUUCGACGACGGCUUAUACAGAGCCGUCGAUGUUUAUCUCAAGGCGCACCCGUGGAUAACGGAGGAAGAAAGGGAGAAGAUAUGUGGGGUACUUGACUAUCAGAAGCUAACGUUCGAGGCGUGCACUCAUGCGGCGCAGAAUGAGCGACUUCCGCUGCGGUCGGUGGUGCAGGUUCUGUUUUUUGAGCAGCUCCAGCUUCGUCAGGCGAUCGCCGGAACUCUCAUCGCCGCCGACAUUGUCCCGGAUUCUGCCAGGCCUUCUGUUUUACAGCAUCAACAGCUAGAAACCGCAAUGAUGGUACCACUAACAGCAGCAGGAGGUCAGGAGGGGGAGCCGUGGAGGGCGACGGCUAGGGAGAACCAGGUGCUGAAACUGGACAUGGAUAGCAUGCGAUCUCGGGUGAAUGAGCUGGAGAGGGAAUGCUCCUCCAUGAAGAAGGCUAUUGAGAAGAUCGAUAAAGCUGGAUCGCCUGAAGGUCCGGCGGUUAGGGGUUGGAGGAAGAAGUUUGGUUGCAAGUUUAAGACUCAGGUCUGUGAUUCUCAUGAACGAACGGUGGUGGAGACUGGAAGGAGGGCCAGACAUCACCACCAUUCGCCCGGCGUCUAGGACUUCUAUGUAGUUGCUUCUUCCAUUCUAUAUCCCACUUUUCCUCUUCUCUUGUUUUAUCUUGUGUACCAUAUUGUCUCUAAUAUUUAUUUCAAGUCCCAUCAAUGCCUUUCACAUA